AAACGAUUUUUUAAAAUGACCCACCAUCACCACAAAAGUUGUUUCCCUUAUCCGGUGUCAAUGUAAUUUUUUCCACACCGGCUGGCAGCAGUCAACAUCAUAUUUUCCUCUCCUAAAACAAUGUUUGGGGCCGUCAACGCGGAGGGGCCUGAUGAAAAUGCACAGCAUCCUGUAGCUGCAGUACCAGCUCGGGUGCAGAAAGUGGUUUUAGAGGGACUUAGUAAGACAAAAGACGACCUUGCGGUGAAACAUAUCAAGCCGCUACUGGAAUCUAAUGGAUUUUAUGAGAUGGUGAGAGAUGCUGUGGCAGUCAGAGAAAAACUUAACCAGCUUGGCAUCUUUGAUCGAAUCAUACUUAGCAUUGACACUUACAAAGGAGAAAAUGCCCGUCCCGACGGUUAUGAGGUCCGCUUUACAACACGGGAGAGGAAGAACCUGAAAGGCGGGGUGUCCACACAGAUCGGCCAGAAUGACAUGAAUGUUGUUUUUGAUGUUUACUCCCCAAAUGUGUUUGGACGUGCAGAAAAGAUAAAGUUCUCUUACGUUUAUGGAACAGAACAUUCAAGAGGUUUUGGUGUUCAGUUCAUGAAGCCAGUUAGCGGUGAUCCUGAUGUUAUGAUGGGAGCACGAGUGUUCCAGGAGCAGGGAGAAUAUCCGUGGAGCGGCUACCGUGAAAAUGACCGUGGCCUUAGUCUCGACCUCUCAUUUGCAUCUUUGCUGGGCAUGCACAACGUGCGAUGGGAUGGCGUCUGGCGUGACCUCCGGUGCCUUUCAAACACAUCAGCCUUUGCUGUACGGGAACAGGCUGGACACUCCCUCAAGUCAAGCAUCAUUCACACAUUUGAGCGAGAUAACCGCGAUGACACAGUCCUUCCAACUCGAGGCACCCUGCUGAAGAUCAUACAGGAAUAUGCAGGGCUUGCAGGAAACAACAAAUUCUUUAAACAUGAUGUUGAAAUACAAGGAAACGCUGCACUCCCUUUAAGCACUGUGUUACAGCUGACGGUGGCAGGUGGGGUCGUUCGCUCCCUGGAGGAGAAUGGGAAGAUACUGAUAAAUGACAGAUUCUUUCUGGGUGGACCACUCACAUUACGAGGAUUUAACAAAAAUGGCGUUGGACCACACAGUGAUGGUAAUGCCCUUGGAGGUGAUGUCUACUGUAUGAGUGGCCUUCACCUUUACACACCCCUGCCCUUUAGACCUGGCAAGGGAGGAUUCGGGAAUAUCUUCCGUUCACACUUCUUUGUAAAUACUGGCACAUGUGGAAAUGUACAGAAUCUCUCCAUAGAUCAACUGAACAGAGGUAACCUGGACUCAUUUAAAAAUACCCUACGAAUGUCUUAUGGUUUUGGUAUUGUGUUGAGGCUGGGUGGGAUUGCACGAGUAGAACUCAACUAUGUGAUACCAGCCUGGCAACAGAAAGGAGACAGUGCCAAUAAGGGUGUACAGCUGGGAAUAGGAAUCCGAUUCCUGUGAUAAAAUCACUAGACGUGUUUUAGCCAAUGACUCCUUAAAUCAUGAACAGAUUUCAAAUUCACUCACUUCACUGUUUAAGUGUUAAGAUGGUGCUUUUAUGACGCAAUAAAACUAUGAAUAGACUUUUAAUUAAAUUUUGAGAGUUAAUCAUGAUUAUGCAUGUGAUGUACUGAGAUCUUUGAACUUUGUUUAAAAUGGACUUUUGAAACUACACUUCAUAAAGAAGAAAUAGUCAGGAAAAAACAUCUUUAAACAUUUUAUGAAUUAUUUGCAUGUAUUCUGCAUGGUUGUCAUGAGAUGUUGUUGAAGAUUUCAAUACAAAUAGAAUACAGGAUUAAGGAAACAGAAUUGUUGAAAGUCCUUAAUGGUUGUUGUAUGUAUAAUUAAUUGUAUAAAUGAUGCAGAGAAAUAAAUUCAUUAAAAUA
Messenger RNA from Mya arenaria, 1901 nucleotides. Its product is annotated as sorting and assembly machinery component 50 homolog. The transcript has 14 exons. Gene Ontology annotation, biological process: protein insertion into mitochondrial outer membrane; mitochondrial respiratory chain complex assembly. Lineage: Eukaryota; Metazoa; Mollusca; Bivalvia; Myida; Myidae. The coding region runs from base 121 to 1476 and encodes 451 amino acids. The record is from RefSeq and is a predicted model, not a curated record. Gene Ontology annotation, cellular component: outer membrane; SAM complex.